Messenger RNA from Hemicordylus capensis (graceful crag lizard), 6655 nucleotides. RefSeq lists its product as uncharacterized. Lineage: Eukaryota; Metazoa; Chordata; Lepidosauria; Squamata; Cordylidae. The coding region runs from base 2939 to 3919 and encodes 326 amino acids. The transcript has 5 exons. The record is from RefSeq and is a predicted model, not a curated record.
UUCGAGUUCGAACUGAGCCAGUUCAAAAGGAUUGGAGGUCUACUGGUCAAGGGGAAUGUGGUAAGGAUAAGUGAUGAGUAAAUCUUCACCUGUUGAAUGUCUGCAUCUUAAAGUAAAUGUAAAGUUGUGCCGUUGCGUUGGUGUCGACUCCUGGCAACCACAGAGUCCUGUGGUUCUCUUUGGGAGAAUACAGGAAGUGUGGUUUACCAUUGCCAUCUCCCAUGCAGUAUGAGAUUAUGCCUUUCAGCACCUUCCUAUAUCUCUGCUGCCCGAUAUAGGUGUUUCCCAUAGACUGGGAAACAUACCAGCAGGGAUUCGAACCAGCAACCUCUUGCUCCCUAGGCAAAUUGCUUCCCCACUGCACCAUUAGGUGGCUUAUGUCAGCAUCUUAGGCUGCUCUUAAAGUCAGGGCCCGUUAAACAGUUGACAACCCUGCCUGCUUGUGUCUCGUGCCCACCAUUGGGUCCUGAGACUACUCCCAUACAUGUAUGGAUUUAAAAAAUGGCAGUUUCUGUUCUGUGUCUCAAGGUUGGAUGUGUUUACAUGGUAACCAUGCCAACUCAUCUGAGGCAGGCUGGAGAUUCUGAUUCUGCUCUUUGAGUUUCUGGCCUCAGCCAUUGACAGAAGUGCAUUUUGGCCUCUCCUCCUUCUAGUCUUUCCAGCUUCUUUGCAUUUUUAUUUAUGUAUUUAUUUAUUUUGGCCAUGACUAAGCUUACUAUCAUGGCAGCAAAAGAGAAGUUCAGAUGACAGAGGUGGCUUCUGAAGAAGCUACUGAAAGCAGCUACUGAAGAAGAGUCUUCCUCUGCAGAGAUAAAGAAUGAACAUUCAGUCUUUUACAUGGCUGAUUCCAAAUGGUGGAGCUUGGUGAUGGUUGCUCUCCUUAUCAUCAUCAUCAUCAUCAUCAUCAUCAUCAUCAGGAAAUGGCAUUCAUCCCUAAAUGCCUGUGUAUGGGCAGUAAAGUGCUGGAUGAGGGAUAACAAAUUGAAGCUGAAUCCAAGCAAGAAAGAGCUGCUCAUUGUGGGGUAUCAGAAUUUGAGGGAUGAGUUAGAUCUUCCUGUGCUGGAUGGGGUUACACUUCCCCAGAAUGAACAGGGAAUGCAUUCCACAGCCCAGGAGCGGCUCCAGAGAAGGAUUCUUUGAGUCGCCACCACACAUACUGGUGAUAGCUGGAGAUGGACCUCCUCAGAUUACCUUAGCAUGCAGUGAGGAUCAUGCAGAAGAAGGAGCUCUCUAAAGUAACCUGGACCUAAGCUUUUCAGGGCUUUAAAGACUUGACGCUUUGGAAUCGCGUGAACCAUGCCCUACAGCGCCAGCAGUGGACCUGACCUCGGAUGGGGAUGGUGCCCAGGCCACCUCUGAAACGUGCAGCAGAGACACGCAUCCUUCGGCUCCGCUUGGCCCUGGUGAGUCCUCGCACCACACCUGGCCCUGGGGGUUUUCCCCCUGGGCUCAGCCAUUUCACAUGUAUGGGUGGCACCCAGCCGCCGUUGCCUCCCCACCUCCUUACGGGGCAUGCACACAGGUUUGGCAGGGAGCAGCACCUGCUGUGGGUACCAUGUCGCCCGCUGCCUCGGGUGCUGUGUUAGAUGCUUCGGGGACACAGAUUCCUUACCCGCCAUGCGACACCUCUCUGCCGCUGGGUGAUCACCUGUUGCCCACGGUUAAAGAGCGCAUUUGGCGCGGAGAAUUUGUAGAUAUCUUUCACCUGCUCUUUUGAGAGCCUGAGCCGGCCCAAAAGGAGGGAGAGCACAAGAAGGAUGAAGGGAAGUCCAAACGCAAGCCUGUGGAACAUAACUGGGCUAACUGGUUGUCGGGUUACACGGUCUAUAUGGGGGUCGUGCUUCAGGUGCACACAUCCAGAGGACCUGCCAUGGUUAUGUACAUGGACAUCAUCCAUAGGGGGUACAUGGAUUUUAUGGGCAACGCCUGGGAGCACUAUGAUCGCUCUUUUCGUUUGCGGGCCUCCCUUAACCCGGCUAUUCCGUGGGACAGGCAGCACCAGGAACUCUGGCUCCUAAUUAUGACCCCCUCGAGGCCCAUUCUGGGCGAACGGGCUGACAGUGGUCAUCUGAUUUCUAGAACUCCAGCAGCGCAGUCCUCAGGGCCUGCAGCUGCGCAGGGUGUUCAAAGUACCCUGCCGUGCUGGGCUUUCAAUACUAGUGGCAGCUGCAACAGGUCCCCUUGUAGGUUUAAGCAUGAGUGCGGUUUCUGCGGUGGAAAACACGCCAGCAUUCAUUGUCAGCGAGUCAGGCCCCCCCGGGCGGGUCCGAGGGAGCAGCAAAGCAGUAGCAGAAGGGGUGGAGGCACUGUACAAGGUGCCACCCCUGGAAAAGGGCCCUAGCCCGGUGAAGCUUCCGGUCUUAGAACGGCUCCUGCGGGACUACCCGCUUAGAGAGCAAGGACAGUAUUUGAGCCAGGGGUUUACUUUUGGUUUUCGCAUUCCCUACAUUGGUUCGAGAGUUCACAGUAUGUCCCCUAACCUUAAGUCCAUGGAAAGGAUGGAAGCGGUGGUGCUCCGCAAGAUUAACAAGGAGGUAGCUUUGGGGCGGGUUCUAGGCCCUUUCCGGGACUUGCCCCUACCAGAUCUGCGCAUUUCGCCAUUGGGGGUGGUGCCCAAGAAGGCACCAGGCGAAUACCGCCUUAUUCACCACCUCUCCUUCCCACAUGGUUCCUCUGUUAAUGAUGGGAUCCCAGACAGCCUGUGCUCUGUGAAGUACACGUCCUUUGACCAGGCUAUCAGAGUAGUUCGUUCUUGUGGGAAGGGUGCCCUCCUUGCAAAAUGCGACAUUGAGUCUGCUUUCCGCCUCCUCCCGGUUCAUCCUGGGGAUUUUAAUCUCUUAGGUUUCGCCUUUCAGGGGCAGUAUUAUAUUGAUCGGGCUUUGCCCAUGGGCUGCUCGAUUUCUUGUGCAGCCUUUGAGGCUUUUAGCUCCUUUCUUGAAUGGGCCCUUCGGCGGGAGGCGGGUCUUGUUACCACGUCUCAUUAUUAGACGAUUUUCUCAUGGUUGGCCGGCCUAGAACCAACCAAUGCAGGCAUCUGUUAGAGGUUUUUCAGCACCUUUGCGCAGACCUAGGUGUCCCAUUGGCUCAGGAGAAGACCGAGGGUCCUUCAGCUAUUCUCACCUUUUUGGGCAUUGAACUUGAUACCAUUGUGGGCUGUUCCAGACUCCCCCAGACUAAGUUGGACACUUUGCGGGCCUUGUUGGCAUUUUGCAUCCAGGCACGCAAGGUCACCCUUAAGCAGCUUCAACAGAUUAUCGGGCAUUUAAAUUUUGCAUGCCGGGUGGUGGUGCCCGGCCGGCCUUUCCUGCGCCGCCUAUGCGACGCCGUUAAAGGGGUCAGGUGCGGUCAUCAUAGGAUAUGGGUCACUGCCCCCAUGCGGGCUGACCUCCGUCUGUGGGCAUCCUUUUUGGAAUCAUACAAUGGGGUUUCUUUCUGGCGCGAUUCACUCCUCUUGGAAGCAGAUCUACAAGUUCAGUCCGACGCUGCUGGAGGUUCAGGCUUUGGCGUUUAUUUCCGUGGCCGCUGGUGCGCCGAGCGGUGGCCAGCCGCUUGGGUAGCUAGUGGGGCCACCAGGGACUUGACAUUCCUGGAAUUUUUCCCCAUAGUCGUGGCUAUACAUCUAUGGGCAGAUCUCUUUAGGAACCAUACGGUGCGCUUUUGGUGUGACAACCAAGCCACUGUAGAGGUGAUCAAUAGUCAGACUUCCAGGUCCCCCAGGGUGAUGUCCCUAGUCAGAGCAUUUGUCUUGGCCUGCCUGUCUAAUAACAUCCUUUUUCUGGCUUGCCAUGUACCUGGCGUGCAGAACGGCCUGGCGGACGCGCUGUCUCGUUUUCAGGUUCAGUGCUUUCGCCAGCUGGCGCCAGAGGCGGAGAGCUUGCCCGACCAGAUGCCGGCGUGGCUUUGGAGCCUUGGCGCCUAGAAGCCCAGAGGGUGGUCUGGGCCUCCUUGGCCCCCAGCACAUGGGCAGCUUACUCUAGGCAGUGCAGGGCCUUUCAGGAUUUUAGGACUCAGGUAGGAUUGGGCCAGGACUGGCCCCCCCCUGCGGAGCAGCUGAUGCAGUUUUUGGUCCACCUUAAGGGUAAGGGUUUGUCUCCUGGGGCCAUGGCGGGUUAUUUAGCAGCUCUGGCUUUCCACGCUAAGGCACAGGGAAUGUCCGAUACAACCGGGGAUUUCAGGGUAAGGAGGAUGCUGGAAGGUUGGACACGGGAACACCCGGUCCCACUUGACAGUCGACAGCCCCUUCUUCCCGCUGCCAUACAGGGCGCGGUCAGGCAGUUCUCAGCGAUCUGCCGGUCUCCAUAUGAGGCCUCUCUUUUUCACGCAGUCACUCUUGUUCUGUUCUUUGGUGCCUUUAGAGCCGGUGAAUUGCUCCCCAGGGGUCAUCACAGCCCCGUACUCAAGGUGGUACAGUUUGGGGAUGUCAGCUUGGGGCCGGAUAUAGCACAGCUGUAUCUUAGGUUUUCCAAGACCGACCAACGGGGCAGGGGACAGUGGGUGUCAUUACACAGAGCCGACAAUGCGCUCCUCUGCCCGGUACGUGCUUUGGGUAGUUACAUGACCCGGCGGGGAUCCGCUCCCGGAUGCCUAUUCGUACACGAAGACGAGCGCCCCCUUUCCCAGUACCAGUUCUGGACGGUGGCACGGCGCGCACUGAGUGCGGCCGGGGCAGAUACUGCGCGGCUGUCUCUACACUCAUUUCGCAUUGGAGCUGCUUCAGCUGCCUCCCGGUUGGGUCUUUCGGGUGAGACCAUUCAGUGCAUUGGGCGUUGGCGGUCUGCCACAUACAAAAGAUACGUGCGAUAGAGCAUUGGUGACGGCACUGACAGUUUUUUCUCUUUACAGGCCCUGAGCGACGGGCGGCGAGGGCUCGUGUACUCAUUUUGGGCCACUCCAUUGUUUUCUGGGCGCAUAAGGCGGCUCGAGUGGCGCAGCCUGGAACGCAGCUGGGACUGGGUCAAUGGGCAGACAUCUCCUGGAUUGGUCUCAGGGGCAUGGUCAUCGCCCAGUUUUUACCCAUGCUGCAGGAAUUUCUGGAGGUGAAUCCGCCGCCUGACAUUUUGGUUCUUCACCUGGGGGAGAACGAUUUGGGGUCCAAGUCAGGCUUGUCCAUUUUCCAUAGCUUGCGCAAGGACAUUUUACUAGUCCUGGAAUGGUGCCCGGGGAUUCUCAUUCUAUGGCCGGCCAUGCUCCAACGCAGAGUUUGGAGAGGCGCGAGGGACACUUACAGGGUGGAAAGGGCUAGGAGGAAGGUUAACGCACAGAUGGCACGUUUCGUAGCGGCCAUCGGAGGGGGACCUAUAGACCAUCCCAGUAUUCUUUUUUCUGAGCCUAGUUUGUUUAGGGGGGACGGUGUCCACCUUUCACCCAGUGGCACCAGUUCAUUUUUACGUGAGCUAGAGCAGGGAUUGGCUGUUUAUCUGCGCUCUUGGUGGGGUGGCUUGGGUUAAGCUAGGCUAACCCGUGCUGUGGCAGGUGCAGUGCGGUUGGAAAAUGAUUUUAGGCUGGUGAACACCUUCGGGUAAGCGUUUGGCUAUGGGUUGAGAAGGGCAUCUCCCUAGAGACUGCACGGCUCAGGGAGAUCUGCCCUUGUUAACCUACCCUGGCAGGCUAAGCCCUUAGGAAUCGCUGUACGGCUACCUUGGGGUGAUGCUAGCCAAGGGCCUGGCACUAGGCUGGCUAGGAUAGGCAGCCCUGGAUUUGGGAACAUUUAGGGUUGCCUGGAGCCAAGGUGUAUCGCCCUAUACCAUAGGUUAGGCAUGCCCUGGGGGCGCAUGCCUAUAGUUACACACUGCCAAGAGGGAAGCCAUCCCUGCUCUUCAAGUUCUUGUUAAAGUUAAAUAAAUUGUGGCCCAAUUUUAUACCAAAACCUUGUGUCUCGUGUCUUCUUGGGUGUCGGGCAAUUACGCUGCUCGCUGCUCAAAUGAGCAGCGCAGCGCUCUUGCCUGGCCCCCUUUGAGAAGCACGAGGCUUCUCUUGACCUGAUUGGUCAGGGGGCCCGUGCAGGGGGUGGGGCUUCAGCUCCGCGUCCUGCUCCGGGCCCGGGAGAGCUCAGUUCGCUCUCGACAGGCACCCACCCUCCCUUCCCUAGGUACAGUCUGGGUUUUUUGCUGGUCGCCAUUUGGGGCCGAGCAGGAAUUUUUUGGGCGUCCGCUUGAUUGGCCGGGAGUGUGCACCUUUUUUCGCCUGCUCCGGACUGUACUACCCCUUAGCUAGUCACUUACUUUUGGUCACAAUUUGGCAGGUGCAGUGCGGUUGGAAAAUGAUUUUAGGCUGGUGAACACCUUCGGGUAAGCGUUUGGCUAUGGGUUGAGAAGGGCAUCUCCCUAGAGACUGCACGGCUCAGGGAGAUCUGCCCUUGUUAACCUACCCUGGCAGGCUAAGCCCUUAGGAAUCGCUGUACGGCUACCUUGGGGUGAUGCUAGCCAAGGGCCCGGCACUAGGCUGGCUAGGAUAGGCAGCCCUGGAUUUGGGAACAUUUAGGGUUGCCUGGAGCCAAGGUAUAUCGCCCUAUACCAUAGGUUAGGCAUGCCCUGGGGGCGCAUGCCUAUAGUUACGCACUGCCAAGAGGGAAGCCAUCCCUGCUCUUCAAGUUCUUGUUAAAGUUAAAUAAAUUGUGGCCCAAUUUUAUACCAAAACCUUGUGUCUCGUGUCUUCU